Chlamydomonas reinhardtii is the source of this 2708-nucleotide messenger RNA. RefSeq lists its product as uncharacterized. The coding region runs from base 254 to 2380 and encodes 708 amino acids. Gene Ontology annotation, molecular function: metal ion binding. The transcript has 7 exons. The record is from RefSeq and is a predicted model, not a curated record. Lineage: Eukaryota; Viridiplantae; Chlorophyta; Chlorophyceae; Chlamydomonadales; Chlamydomonadaceae.
GAUAUGGCGGAAAGGUAUCCAGCAGAACCUGCCGAGUCACCCCAACAUGGGAAGGAUUUGACCACUGUACUGCAAGCCGGGCUUGGGGCAUCGCGAGGUAGACGAUGCGCCCCCGCGUGUCCAUACUGUACAUGAAGUCGUGUCGACGUACCGCGCUCUUAAAUCAUAAAGCUCGUUGCGCAUAAUGCCUGAAUAGGCAGUGUACACACAAACAACGGAAAGGCUUACGGAUUGUUAAACGGCGAAACGGCACAUGGACGCGCCGCUCACCAUCUUGCGCGGCGUAGUGACAUUCAAGCGGCCCUUGAGCAAAAAGCUAAUUUUCUACGACCUGGAGGUUGCUGACCAUGGAGCCGGUCCUGCGGACGAAGCUGCUACUAACCUGUGGGCCGAGCUGCUAGUGAAAGCGGAUGGCGACCUACUAAGCCAGGAGCAGGCUCGGGCCAUUCGAGAUGCCGUCAGGCUGGGUGACAGCGUAGAGGUGACGGGCCGUCACGAGGACCCCUCGCCCUCAGCCCAGGCGGAGACCAGCGGCCAUGCCUCAGCGCUGCUGCAGCAGCACCAGCACCGCACUUUCGUGGUGCAGGCGGUGCGCGUCACAGCACGCUGGAGUGAGGUGCACCCGGGGGCCCAUUUUGUACCGCGGCCGGCGCCUUGGAGCCGCAAGCCACAGCUGCAGCAGCUGGAGCAGCAACCGCCACGGCCAAGGGCCCCGCUGCCCGUGCCAACCGGCCAGGAUGCGCAGUCGAAGCAGGCAGCAAGUCGCGAGCGUGGCGCUCACCUUCGCAGCGAAGCGGAUGAUGCCAACCAAGGGCAGCAGGAGCGCGCCGAGGGGCAGCAGGAGGCAGGGGCCGGGCCGAGCAGUUCUAGUUACCAACGGCUGUGCAAGUACUGGGUGGCAACCGGGCGCUGCCCCAAGGGAGAGGCCUGCCAAUUCACGCACCCUCCAGCCCGCGGGGGCGCUUCCGGCGCCCAGCAGACCUUUGUGCAGAGCAGGCGCGCGGAGAGGCUGGCUGCUGCCGCGGCGCAGGGCUUUGUGCACGAGGCGGGCGACGGCGCCAAGCGACGACGCGCCGCAGUGCUGGCGGAGUGGCUGGUUGCCACCUAUGGCCGCGACUUCCUGAACAGCGGCACUGGCGUGAUGGACGUAGCGGGCGGGCGCGGCGCGCUUACGUUCCACCUGACGCUGCAUUGCGGCGUGCGCUGUACCCUGGUGGAGCCGCGGCGCCCGGCGGCGCUGUCGCGGCAGCAGCAUCGCGACCUGGCGGCUGCGGGCGUGAAGGCGGCGGACUUCCGGCUCGCGCAACUGAGGGUGCGCUUUGGUCCGGAGCUGUGGAGGCGGGGCCAGCAGCACGCACAAGCGUCGCUGGCGGCAUUGGAAAGGGAGGGGCAGCGGCUGCUGCCGGCUUGGGAAGAGGCCGAGGACGCGGAGGACGACGAGCGGGGGCAACAGAGGGAAGGGCAGGCGGGGGCGAGUAUCUCCACGCCGACGGAGGCGCCAGCUGAUGCACCGGAGCUGCGGGAUGAGGCGGAGCAGCUGCUGCGCGGAUGCUCGCUGGUGGUGGGGCUCCACCCCGACCAGGCCACGGACUCCAUCCUGGACUUCGCCCUCGAGUGCGGCAAACCCUUUGCGAUUGUGCCCUGCUGCGUCUUCCCACGGCUCUUCCCGCAUCGCCGGCUGCGCCAGCCGGCUUUGGACGGCGCUGGGGCGGCGGGCUCCGCGGUCGCGCCUGGCCAGUCGGGCCCCGCUGCUGCGGGUUCGCGCCAGAGCUCUGGCACCAGCGCCGUGUCACUGGCCGCCACCCCGCCACCGCUCUCGCAGCUGCACCUCCGGUCAGAUCGUGGAGCGCUGUCUGGGGAGGAGCAGGAGCAGGAGGAGGUGCCUGUGGAGAGCUACACACAGCUGCUGGCCUACCUGCGGCAACGGGCGGAAGACGCAGCAGGGCUGACGCCACGAGCGCGAGGUCGGCGGCGGCAUACAGACCAGCGAACGGAGCAGCGGAUGGAACAGCGGCAUGACGCCAUUGGGUUGGAGGCAGGCGGCAGUGACCUGGAGGAGCCUGACGUGGCAGGCGCGCAAGAGGCGGACGCCGCGGAGGCCGCGGCUGUGGGCAGCACGGCCGGCACGCUGCUGUGGCUGGAGGAGCAGGCGGGGCGCUGGGAGCACUGCGCGCAGGAGGCGGGAGCGCCGGGGGCAUGGGGGCAGUGGCAGGCUGAGGUCCUUGCGAGCGCGGGCCAGGCGGCGGGGGGCACAGGGGACCAGGGGCAGGGGACGGUGGGGCCGGCGGCAGCGGCGCGGUAUGCGUGUGUGUGUGUGGCGAAGCUGCCGUUCACGGGCGCGAACCAGGUUGUGUUCGCGCUGCCGGCUGAGGCAAGCUGAGGAGUGCGGCUGCGCGGGUGAUGUACGUAUCACCAUGGCAGUCAGGGGAUUCCAGCAGGAAUUCGCGUCGAACAAGGCUGCCGAUGCACGCUGUCCAUACAUCAAAUGGCAGAGAGUUGAACGCACGAGUUGAACGCGGGAUGGGAUUACAAGGAUAGAAUCCGGCGUGUGAGUGCCUGAGUGGAGUCUCAGGACAGGACCGCCGAUGGCACAGUAAGGCUUGCAUCGUCGGGGAGCGGCAAGAAACGCCGCGUGUGCCUGGCGGUAGUGCCAUCGCUUCGACUACGUAUAGGUCAACAGCACUCAACGCAUGUAACAUGAGGGGGUU